This is a messenger RNA of Owenia fusiformis, 1262 nucleotides long. The record is from the annotation of a GenBank genome assembly. Lineage: Eukaryota; Metazoa; Annelida; Polychaeta; Sabellida; Oweniidae.
CUAGAUUCCACAUUCAACCUUUACUCUCCAGAAUCUCGACAGUGGAUGAUCAAGUUUUGUAAAAACUUAUUGAAACAAAACUUCAUCGAAGAAUCAUUCGCAAAAACUGCAAAAUGUAGCAUUGAAAUUAUGGAAGAAAUGAUUGCAAUGGAUUGUUCCGUCCCAGGUGCUGUUCCAAAAUGCUGUGGCCAUAGAUUCCCUGUAAAUUCUACAAUAUUCAAAUAUUGUUUACCUAGGCUCUGGAAGUUUACAACAAAAAAUGUUGGACAGCCUUAUUUUGACAGCUCAAAUCAUGCGCCUGUUUAUUACUUAAGUGUCCAGACUAAUCAACCAUUUGUAAAUGCUUUUGAUCAAAUGGAUAAACUGUUCACAGAAGCUGACAAAUUUGUAAAAAAUGAAAUUGCAACUGCCCCAAAAGGUUUAAAUAAUGGCUGGCUUGCUGGAUUUUUUGAUUUUUACAGUUUACAAAGUUCUAUUGCAUCAGGGACUUACACCACAAUGGGUAUAGCCAUCGGUGUUGCUUUCAUUGUUAUGCUUCUGACCUCACUCAAUGUGUUUAUCACUCUGUACGCUAUUGUAGCAAUCACAUUUGGUAUAGCAGCAACAGUAGGUGUAUUGGUUCUUCUUGGUUGGGAACUGAACAUUUUAGAAUCAAGCAUUAUAUUUCUUUCGGUAGGAUUCUCAAUUGAUUUCACAAUACAUUAUGGAGUGGCAUAUCGCUUCUCACAAGGAACCAAUAGAAUAACCAGAGUCACGGAUUCAUUCCAUAUGAUUGGUUCAGCUGUUGCUAUGGCAGCAUUUACAACAUUUAUCGCAGGUGCAGCAGUUAUGCCAGGACGGAUAUUAGUCUACAAAAGACUAGGUAUCUUUUUAAUGUUAGUGAUGAGUGUUAGUUGGAUUUACGCUACAUUCCUUUUCCAGUCUUUAUGCAGGAUAAUUGGUCCUUUGGGCAACUUUGGAAGUUUAACUAUGUGUUGGACAAAGACAAAGGUGUCCGAGAUAGUGAAUAAUCAUUUUCAAUCUGCAUGGUUUUUUGCAAGAGAACCCGAAAUUAUGAAAAAUGAGAAAAGAGAAACAGAACAACCCAAUAUACCACUAUUGUAUACUACGGAAUAUCUAACAAGUCUAUGAUAUUUUACAAUUUUAGUUACAAUCCUAGAGGCUUACAAUCAUAGUAUAAUCAAAAUGUGUAUUCACUUCGUAUGAUAACCCACAGUAUUAAUUAUAUAGCCAAUUCUUGUAUCAAUGUAUGUAUAUGAAUU